CUGGACUCUGAACUAUCCUUUCGUCCCCACAUCCAAUCACUGUCCAAAGCUUGCCUCCUCAACCUCUCUCCCUCCUCACUGGAUUACCUGUACAUAGGCUAUCCCCCCCUCUGGUCCAUCAUAAAAGCUGCCGCCAGACUCAUCCACCUUAUCAACCAUUCAGUGUCUGCCACCCCUCUCUGCCAAUCCCUCCACUGGCCUCCACUCAGUGUCCUCCACCCCUCUCUGCCAAUCCCUCCACUGGCCUCCACUCAGUGUCCUCCAUCCCUCUUUGCCAUCCCUCCACUGGCCUCCAUU
Molecule: messenger RNA, 297 nt
Organism: Staurois parvus
Lineage: Eukaryota; Metazoa; Chordata; Amphibia; Anura; Ranidae
Source: the annotation of a GenBank genome assembly